AUGAACUCUUACCACCUCAAACUGGACCUCUACCCAUCGCCACCCUCCCCGCAACCAGAUCAACUCCCUUCUCACUCAAUAACUGCAGCAUUAACUUCUUCCACUGCACCAUCCAAGUCACAGCAUCAAGGACACGGACCUGCUCAAGAGCCGACAGCACGGUUCCAGACCCUCUUCAAACCUUUUCCUCAACAGACACACCGCCAGCAACAACUGCCCCCUCAGAGUACACCCUCUAUCACCUCGCAUUCUUCAGCACAGAAACAGAAUAACAAGCAAGAGGCAUCGACAGCAUUGACGAUCCCUCACCCAAAAGACGACUACAGGUUCGGACAUAUCUCUGUCUCCUCUCUCGACCAACCCGCAGCAACCUCUGCCCCUGUCAUCAAAGAGAAGUCAGGCAACAUUUCCGCGACAGCCGCUACCGCAAACAACAGCAAUAACAAGAACCGCACUACCAAGAACAGGAAAAUGCCACCAUCGACUACUACUGCCGGGACUGUAACCACAGCAACGACGAGGUUUAUGGACUCGGAGCCUGUACACGGGAUUCUGCGCCUCUACAGAGACACUAACGAGAUCACCACCGGCGAGAUUACUACCACCACCAAGCAAGAGGCAAGUUCCACCACGACAACGACCUCCUACUCGGCGGCGCUAUCGACUGGGACAACCGACGCGAUUGCACAACCAGUAGUAGCAACAGGAGCAGAGGCAGGAACACACGAGCAUGGCACGCAGAUUAUUCAACCGGACCAAGGAACCUCAGUCUGUGUCCUGGCUGUGCCUAGCUACCUCUCGCCAGGCGACUUUUUGAAUUUUGUUGGACCUGUCCGUCCCAACGUCUCUCACUUUCGCAUCAUCCGUGACUCGGUGCCGAAUCGAUUCAUGGUGCUGAUGAAGUUCAGGACCAAGGAGGCAACCACAGAGUUCUACACACGCUACAACGGCAAAGCAUUCAGCUCCCUUGAGCCGGAAAUUUGCCAUGUGGUGCAUCUAAAGUCGAUCGAGAUCCGGGCAGGAAGUAUGCCACCUUAUGCUUUCCCCUUCCUCAACGACGACCCAUUCCUCCAGAGCCAUCAUUCAUCUUCCACAGCAGCAACACAGCCAAAAGUAGGAGAAGGAUCGCCUCACCACCAACAACAUGGAAGCAACAACAGUCUGUCAAUGUCCUCGCUACAGUCAGAUCACGGACUUGCAGAACUGCCGACGUGCCCUGUCUGUCUGGAGCGUAUGGAUUCCUCUGUCACAGGUACAGGACUAUCGGCGACGACGGAUGGGGUGUCGGAGGACCAGAAUGUAUGUGCGAUCUGUGGGACGACCGAGAACUUGUGGAUCUGUCUGAUCUGUGGUCAUAUCGGAUGUGGACGGUACCAAGAGAAGCACGCCUAUCACCAUUACUACGAGACCUCGCACCUAUACGCUUUGGAGCUCGAGAGUCAGCGCGUGUGGGAUUAUGCGGGCGAUGGGUAUGUGCACCGGUUGAUCCAGAACAAGGCUGAUGGGAAACUGGUCGAGUUGCCCAGUGCGGUCGAUGGAACGUUGCCGAGUCAGCAUUCUGUCCAGGUCGGGCAGGAGAAGUUGGACGCGAUUGGGUUGGAGUACACGUAUCUGUUGACAUCUCAACUUGAGUCGCAGAGGUUGUACUUUGAUGCGCAGAUGGCGGCCAUGACGGCGCAGCUUGCACAGCUGGGCAAGGAAGCGAAGGACUGGGAGCAGGAGGCGUCGUUGAUGAAUCAGAAGAAUCGGGAGUUGGCUAUCAUAGCCGAGUCGCUUGAGAAGGAGAAACUGCCUAUGCUUGUCAAGGAGAAGAAGGCGGCUGAGAAGCGGAUGGAAAAGAUGCAGGAGCGAUUGCAGGCUCUGGAGAGGCAGUAUGAAGAAGAGAAGGAGAUGAAUAUUGGAUUGAUGACGAACCAGGACAGUAUCCGGACAAAGUUGCAGGAGAAGGAGGCAGAGAUCCUGGAGUUGCAGGAUCAGGUCCGGGAUAUGAUGAUUUAUCUGGACACGCAGCAGAAGAUUGAGUCGAGUUCCCUGAAGGAUGAGUUGGCGAAUGGAACUGUGGGCGUUGUUGUUCAACCGCCACAGACUUCACCGCCUUCUGGCAACCAUUCUCGACGGAAAGGACGCAAAUAA
Linnemannia hyalina is the source of this 2133-nucleotide messenger RNA. Lineage: Eukaryota; Fungi; Mortierellomycota; Mortierellomycetes; Mortierellales; Mortierellaceae. The record is from the annotation of a GenBank genome assembly.